Messenger RNA from Xenopus laevis (African clawed frog), 2270 nucleotides. It is a transcript of the gene gnb3.L, whose product is annotated as guanine nucleotide binding protein (G protein), beta polypeptide 3 L homeolog. The record is from RefSeq and is marked provisional. Lineage: Eukaryota; Metazoa; Chordata; Amphibia; Anura; Pipidae. Gene Ontology annotation, biological process: signal transduction.
GAAGAAGGGGAACAGGACUGCCAACAACUGAGUGAGGAACUCCUUCUCCAUUCAUUUGCUGUCCCUUCAGAGUCCUAAUAAUGGGGGAGUUGGAACAGUUACGCCAGGAGGCUGAGGCACUGAAGAAGCAGAUAGCGGAAGCCAGGAAACAAUGUGCAGAUACGACCCUAGAACAGACUACCGGGGGGAUGGAGGUGGUCGGUCGCAUCCAGUUGCGCACAAGACGGACACUUCGUGGUCACUUGGCUAAAAUCUAUGCCAUGCACUGGUCAACAGACUCAAGACUUCUUGUAAGCGCUUCUCAAGAUGGAAAACUUAUUGUGUGGGAUACAUACACUACAAACAAGGUCCAUGCUAUCCCUCUGCGCUCAUCGUGGGUGAUGACCUGUGCCUAUGCCCCCUCGGGUAACUUUGUUGCAUGUGGUGGGCUGGAUAACAUGUGCUCCAUCUACAACUUGAAGACACGUGAAGGGAAUGUGAGAGUGAGCAGGGAGCUUGCAGCACACACAGGUUACCUUUCCUGCUGCCGGUUUCUUGAUGACAAUCAAAUUGUGACCAGCUCAGGAGAUACAACAUGUGCCCUAUGGGACAUUGAGACGGGACAGCAGAAGACUGUUUUCACAGGUCACACUGGAGACUGCAUGAGCUUGGCUGUCUCUCCUGAUUUUAACCUGUUCAUCUCUGGAGCUUGUGACGCCUCCGCUAAACUGUGGGAUGUGCGACAGGGCGAAUGCAGGCAGACUUUCACCGGACAUGAGUCUGACAUAAAUGCGAUUUGUUUCUUCCCCAGCGGUCAGGCAAUAUGCACAGGAUCUGAUGACGCCACGUGUCGCAUGUUUGACUUGCGUGCAGACCAGGAGAUCAGCGUGUACUCACAGGACAGCAUUAUUUGUGGUAUCACUUCAGUGUCCUUUUCCCUUAGCGGGCGCCUCCUUUUUGCUGGAUAUGAUGAUUUCAACUGCAAUAUCUGGGACUGUCUAAAGCGUGAGCGUGUGGGUGUCCUUUCUGGCCAUGAUAACCGCGUGAGUUGCCUUGGAGUUACUUCGGAUGGAAUGGCUGUAGCCACAGGGUCAUGGGACAGUUUCCUGAAGAUCUGGAAUUAAUCAAAAAUUAGAAAGGCACAGACCUCCAAUCACCUCCCACCUCUCUAUAUCACAGAUCUACAGACUAUCCCUCCAGUAUCUUCAGUCAUACCAUUUUCUCGCAGAGCAUUGGCACAAAUCUGCAGUCGUUAUAGUAUCUCUCCUUCCACCGGUUCUGCAGAGCAUCAGCGAGAUCUGAAGUCCAUUGCUCCAACCAUAGCCCCACAGAGCACAGGCAGAUUUUCCUUCUAGUAUCUACCAUCCUAAAUAAAAUACAUUUGAAGAUAGAAAGGACCUGCUAUAUGGUGCAACAAUUGUUAGUUAUUUUUAGUAUAUACAUUGGGGAUGUCCAGCCUGUGGACCUUCAUCUGUCAUUAUAAUGGUGUCAUGCUUGUAGUUGAGGCUGCAGGUUCUACAUCCCUGGUUUAUAUAAGUUUCCCUCAAUAUUGGGUUUCCUCUUGUUAAGCGACAGAUUGAUUGCCACUUGCUCAAUUAAUAGAUUAAAUCCCGGAUUCGUUUUGGGAUUUGGCCAGAGUACUUGGCCAAAUCAAAUCCAAGUCUAAGUCAUUUGGCCAACUGAGCAUAACAAAAUUACAGUUCAAUUUAGAGUUUGGAUUUGUCUCAGUAUUGGCCCAAAGCUUUUGUGUAGAACUCAGGGUUCAGUUGAAUCUAAAAAAAAUGGCUUUAGUCUAUUCCAACUAACACCACUGCCCUGGUAAGCACUUAUGGGCCCUACAGGGACCAGGAUAUUUUUGCUUGCUUUAAUCCCUCUCCUAUGAGGAAUUCCUUUUUGAAAGCUAAUAUAACAUUUCAGGAUACUGCCGACCCUUCCCAGAUCUUUCCUUAGCUGCUAGCUGAUGGAGCAUGUUGGGGGUUUCCAAAGUGCGAUGCCUAAAAUGACCUAGGCUGAUGGUUCCUUACCUGGAGCAUAACCCUUUUGAUACCUCCCUUGCCAGUGAUCUUUAGAGUAUCUCUGCAUUAACUUUUGCCCUUUAUUAGAUAUCCCCUCACUCAUGUCAGACAUGCAGACCUUCACCCACUUCUAAUGUAGAAACUCUUGCCGCGGAGAAUCUGUGAUAGCCGUGUGUAAAUCUAUUUAUUAUGCUCACUUCUGUCCUUUGUCACUUUUACAAUAAGUUUGUGUUUUAUAGAACGGAAGAAGAAUAAAAUAUAUUUUAGGGCAUGGCA